Messenger RNA from Hyla sarda, 1400 nucleotides. RefSeq names its product cornifelin homolog B-like. The coding region runs from base 466 to 900 and encodes 144 amino acids. NCBI's taxonomy places the organism in Eukaryota, Metazoa, Chordata, Amphibia, Anura, Hylidae. The record is from RefSeq and is a predicted model, not a curated record. Gene Ontology annotation, cellular component: cornified envelope. The transcript is spliced from 4 exons.
AUUCGCAUUUCGAAUUUUUAUCGCGAAUAUCGCAAAUUUGCAAAUAUUGUGGUUAUAUUUGCUAUAUAUUCAAAAUUAUGAAUAUUUGCUUUUUUCCCGCAUAUUCGCAUAUUCCUGCUUUUCACUUUUGGGCCAAUUAGAAUGAUGCAAAUACACUUGUCAGAGGUUAUCAACAACAUCCCUAGCAACCAAUAGUAAAGUUGCCCACCCCCUCACUGUUUUCUUCCUCGAAUAUGUGAAUAUAACGAAUACGCAAAAUUUGCGAAUAUAGGACGAAUAUUCGUCUAUAUAUUCGCAAAAUAUUGCAAAUUCGAAUAUGGCCAAUGCCGCUCAUUACUAUUCAGGAAUCACAUAGUGGGUGAGGAGGACUUAGAUAGGAGAUACCGAGCCAGGACAGGUGGGGGACAGAUUUUGCGUGCGCACACAACCAGUAUAAAGGACAGAGACAGCACGCGCCUGCCCCCUAUGAGACGCUGCAGUUACAGCCUUGGAGGUGAAGGAGGCAGCAUGGUGGCGCCCAGGAAGAGUGAGCCGCACGUGGACAAUGAAAUGGCAAUGAUCACAAUGUCUUACCCAAUCAGUUCUCAACCCCAAGCCAUGCAAGGCUAUGCUGCUAGUGGCAGCCAGUGGCACUCCGAAGUCUUCGACUGUUGUGAAGACAUGGGAGUCUGUCUCUGUGGAGCAUUUGUCCCCUGCAUUCUGGCAUGUAAAGUGGCAACAGACUAUGGAGAGUGCUGCUGCCUUCCAUUCAUUGGUGGCGCUUUACUGGCUAUGAGGACAGGCAUUAGGGAAAGAUAUCACAUCCCGGGAAGUAUCUGCAACGACUGCGUGUGUCUCACGUUCUGCGGACCCUGCACGCUCUGUCAGAUGGCCCGCGAGCUGAAACAGAGGAAAUGUUAGGACUGUACAAAGGAUUUUCUUAGAUAUGGCGACCAUCGAAGGACUGUUCACAUUUUUACGAGAUGAAAUGCUUCGUAAUCUUCUCUGGUUAGAGUUGGAAAGAGAGUUGGUGUGACGUGACCACUGACCACUUCAUCUUUACACAUCUCCAGUGCGGGAAUAAGAAGCAGCAUUAUACUAUAUAGGAUCUAUACCCUACAACAUCAGCCCCGAGGCAUUUCAUGAUACAUAUCCCAUUUACAAAGAUAUUUGAAAAGAUUCCCAAAUUCCUGGCAUUUCUCCAUAUAACCUGCAGUGUAGUGGUCUCAAGCUGUGUCUCUGAAACUACAACUCCCAACAUACUCGGAGUUGUAGUUUCGCAACACCUGGAAAGCGGCAGGGUGGAGAGCAUUACUGCACUGUCUAAUUAUUGCAAUUCUAUUUUUGUUAAUUAUUUGUGAUAUCUUUAUGUAUUUGCACUGUAUAAAAUAUUAUAAUAAAGUAUGUAUGUAUAUAUGAAA